GACACACUGACGAGCGACGAUGGAGAAUAUUAAAGUGCUAUUAUUUUAUAUCGUGAUAAUCGUGAUAUUGCUCGACUCAAAUGUUGUUCAGUCUUCUGUGACUAUAUCGAAUGCACGCAGUCGCUUUGAGAUUCACUAUUCAGGCCAAGUGUCGCAAAUAGUUGAAAGUCUUUCGGAAUGGGCGAACAAAUCUGCGAUAUACGAGGCGAAAUUAGAUGAUUUGCAACUUUUGAGAAAUACGCGAAUUUUUUCACCGAAACGUGGUUCCUGCAUUAUCAGCGAAAGAGAAAGUUUUAACUCGGAAAACCAGACGAGAUUGAGUGAGCGAAUUAGAAAAACCUCGACAAAGAGAAUUACAUUUGUUGAAAUAGCAAAGAAACUUGGCAUACAACACACGCACAGAAAUUCCAUGGCAACUCGCCCGCGGUGCAUUAUGGAUUUCAUUAUUCCGAGACUGAACUCGUCCAAGACCGUAAAACUGGAGGGGGAGUUCUGCGUCCCCGAGCACCUAACCGGCGGAGCAGCGGUUGGCGAUUACGAUAACGAUGGACUUGAUGACAUAUUUUUCGCCGUUUUUCAUAGUCGAAGCGUGCUAUACAGAAACAACGGUGAUAAAACUUUCACGGAUGUUACAAGAGAGUCUGGGAUAGGUCCUGCGCGUUACGCCAAUGGCGCAGCCUGGGCUGACGUGGAUCAAGAUGGCGACCUUGACCUUUACGUGACGGCUGUCGGUGAUACACGCCAUUAUCUGUUUAUUAACUAUGGCGGCCAGUUCGAAGAAGAAGCUCUGACGAGGAAUUGUUCGUUGCAAUUUCCUAACAAACGAAAGCUUGCAGGCAUGUCGGCCAACUUUGGAGAUUUUAACAACGAUGGUUACCCUGAUUUAUACGUCACGGAAUGGAUACCACAUUCGCUAGGAAAGCCAUCAGCUUCCCGUCUUCUACGGAACAAGGGUGCCGUUUCGCCUGGGCAUUUCGAAGAUGUGACGGAAAUGUACCGUGUAAAUAUGGACGAGUUUAACUUGGAGGAAUAUGACUUAGGUUCAGGAACUUAUUCUUUCGCGUCAUCGUUUACUGAUUUUGACAACGAUGGUCUUGCAGACCUGCUCGUGACAGCCGAUUUUGGCGAAAGUCGCAUGUUUUGGAAUUUGGGCAGCGUAUUUUGGGAAUGCACUGAGUAUUGUGGCUUAAGAGCGUUUCAGGAUGCAAUGGGACACGCCAUCGGUGACUGGAAUAAUGAUGGAAAAAUGGAUUGGUUUUCAACCGCAAUAAAGGACGAUAAAGUAAAUUGCUGGCAAGUUGGUUGUACGUUUGAUAAUGAAGGAAAUCGACUUUAUCAAAAUCUUGGUUCUAGGCGGUUUGAUGACAUAACUAGCAAGGCUGGAGUUGCCGACGGAAGUUGGGGUUGGGGAGCAGCUUUUUUGGAUUUCAAUAACGACGGUUAUCAAGACAUUGUCAUGACCAACGGAGUUGAUUUUCCAACAACAACAACAGAUGAUCAUUUUGACAGCAAGCGAAUGCGAUUGUGGAAAAAUCUGGGCGAAGGAUACGAUGGAAAGACUAGCGAAGUUUCGCAAGAACUUGGGUUGAACACGACAAAACAGGGAAGAGGCUUGUUAAAAUGGGAUUUUGAUGAUGACGGGGAUGUUGAUAUCGUGAUUUGCAAUAACAUUGGCCAUCCAGAGAUUUACGAGAAUCGAGGAGGAAAUAAAGCUAACUUUUGGAUCAAAAUCAAGGUCAUGCAUAAAUGUCAACAAGAACCACGAUUACUUUGCGACAGUCUUGGAGCCAGAAUUCACGUGAAACAAAAAAGUAUCAACUUUACUCAGACCCAAGAAAUCGGUUCAAGUACACAUUUCUUAGCACAAAGUGAAAGGAUAGCUCAUUUUGGUCUGGGUUCAAAAUCAAACAACGUCACGGUGCAUGUAAAGUGGCCCGCAACGGGAUCCCAGCUUUAUGUUUACAACGUCCCAGUCAACACAAAAUUACAAGUCGUUCAACCAGAUAGCGGCAUCAAACAUACCAAUUACUCGUCGCUGGAAUCUUGUUCUACAUUGAAAAUGACCGAAAUUACAAAGCAGCCAAAACAAGGGCGAGUUGAGAUAAACUCAGGUCACCGCACAGUUCGUUUCCUAUCGGACCAAGUCGGAUCGCUCGAGGACUUUGAACAACAAGAUUUUUCCUACAAAGUGCAAAUAUUUCCGAACAACAGUAAUUCUGUGAGUGUCGAGCGUUCAGCAACGAUAUACGUGAGCGAAGUGAACGAAAACUGCAAGGACGGAAAGCCGAUUGAGCACGAAAGUCUACGACGGACUAACGAAAGGAGAUACGAUGGUGUAUCGAACAACAAGCAGCACGUCAUGUGGGGUGCAGUGAGCGAGAAUCUUCGCCGCCGUACGUCGCCGGCUUAUUCCGACGGAAUAGCCACUCCUGCAAGUGUCUGCGUUGCAAAGCAACGGCUCAACGAUACCUGCCCCUAUACUCAAGAGUACAGCGGUUACGGCUCCACAAGACCUUCACCACGUCUCAUUAGCAAUGUACUGUUUCGACAAAGUCGAUCGAUCAUCAGUGAACGAAAAAUAAACGAUUUUCAUGUUCACUUUGGACAAUUUUUAAGUCAUGAUACCGACCUAACUACCAUGAUGCCAAGAUUUGAAUUCCAAAACAACCUGAACGAUGUGUGGCUGCCAAUAACUGUGCCAAAGGGAGACGUCUAUUUUGAUCUUGGAAAUUCCGAUUCAUCAUAUCUACCAUUUGUAAGAUCUAUUUACAACAGAUGCACGGGCCGCGAGGCAGGCACUCCAAGAGAACAAGUCAAUCUUAUAUCAUCUUACAUCGAUGGCAACAUGAUUUAUGGAAGCGAUCCUGAAAGAAACAAAGUACUCCGAACAUUGUCAGAAGGAAAAAUGAAAAUUUGGGAACACGAGAUGCUGCCUUUAAAUCAAUUUGGUGCGGCGAAUUCGAACGAUGUUGGUCGUUUGACGAAACGGCUUUUCUUGGCUGGGGACACGCGUGCUAACGUCCAGCCUGGACUUACAGCCGUGCAUACGGUCUUUGUUCGUGAACACAACAGACUUUGCGAUGAAUAUCUCAAAAAUAAACCGAAUGCGAAUGAUGAGGAGGUUUUUCAGCAUGCAAGAAAGAUGGUCAUUGCAGAACUGCAAGCUGUAACAUUUCGAGAGUAUCUACCCUCGCUCCUUGGAGGAUCAGAAGAUAUACCAUCAUACGCAUAUUAUGACGAUAGAGUCGAUGCCACAACUGACCACUCUAUGACCACAGCUGCAUUCAGGUUUGGCCACAGCCAAAUAAACAGUUUGCUGUGGCGUCUUGACGAACAUGGUGAGGCAAUUCCCGAAGGACAUUUACAACUGAGAGAGGCGUAUUUUGCACCUGAAAGAAUCAUCCACGAGGGUGGUAUUGAUCCGAUCCUCCGCGGAUCCUUUGCCCAACCCGCUCAACAGGUUGAUACCAAGAUGGUUGACGAGGUGCGAAGUUUUUUGUUUGCAUUUAAUCGUCGUGGUCAGGAUCUGACCUCUAUCAAUAUUCAGCGUGGUCGAGAUCACGGUGUGGCUGAUCUGAAUACUGUGCGAGAGAGCGUUGGCUUGCCAAAAUACAAGUCGUUUGACGAGAUAACAAGUGACAGCGAAAUCGUAUCAAAACUGAAAAAAUUAUAUGAAUACGUGGAUAAUGUUGAUCUGUGGGUCGGUGGUCUGGCGGAGGAGCAUCGUAGAGGAGAACUGGGACCGACAUUCAGAAAGAUUAUUCUCGAUUCGUUCCUACGUAUUCGCGAUGGGGAUCGAUUCUGGUACGAACAGAUCCUAUCACCUGAGGAAAUCGAUGCCGUGAAUAAUUUGACCUUAUCGGAGAUUAUCCGUCGCAAUACGAACAUAACCCACGUUCCACGCCACGUAUUCUACUCAACUCGACAUUGCAGUGACGUGAUAGACGAAGAGUGUGUUCCCUACGCCAGCGAACCGCCGAUGGACCCAAAAAAGCGCCUGAAAAAUCUGGAGCGAACCGUUUUGGAACUUCGCGUCAAGUGCGAGAAGUUGAAAAUCGCGCUGGCUCAAAGGGAGAACGAAAAUAAAGAUUUAACAAAUCGACUAAUGUCCUUCCAACAAGAAAACAACUCGACUUUGAACGGCACGUAUGAACAAACGGAGGAAAGAAAACUAUCGGCAAAUGAUCUGACCAUGGAACUGAAAUUUCGCAUCAUAGUCCUGGUUUUAAUCGGCGUAUUGUUCACAACCACGAUGGUAUGUUUCGUGCUCUAUCUUCGAGCAAAGAAGCAAUGCAAAAAACUCCAUUCACAAUUUGCGGACGGCGGUUUCGUCAAAAAGAUUACAAAAACCACAGCGCUUUAGUAAUGAAUUAUUAACUUAUUCCUAUAUUUGGAGUAUUAUAAAUACGUAUUGUCGCGACCUAUCGCGCAGAUGAAUUUGUAUAUAUUCUAUAAACUGGAGAUUUUAGAUUGCAAAUAUUCACAAAAUUA
Messenger RNA from Dendronephthya gigantea, 4491 nucleotides. RefSeq lists its product as uncharacterized. The transcript is spliced from 26 exons. Gene Ontology annotation, biological process: response to oxidative stress. Lineage: Eukaryota; Metazoa; Cnidaria; Anthozoa; Malacalcyonacea; Nephtheidae. The record is from RefSeq and is a predicted model, not a curated record. The coding region runs from base 20 to 4363 and encodes 1447 amino acids. Gene Ontology annotation, molecular function: heme binding; peroxidase activity.